Erigeron canadensis is the source of this 726-nucleotide messenger RNA. RefSeq lists its product as uncharacterized. Lineage: Eukaryota; Viridiplantae; Streptophyta; Magnoliopsida; Asterales; Asteraceae. The transcript has 4 exons. The coding region runs from base 21 to 725 and encodes 234 amino acids. The record is from RefSeq and is a predicted model, not a curated record.
AAAAAGAACACCACCAAGAAAUGUCUUCAACUAUCUCGAGAUUCAUUUGGGUUGAUGCUAUGUUAUCUCCAAAUAAAACGACCGACAAAUCUCUUUUGUUAAAACCGAUGUUGCGAAAACCUUUCUUGAAGAACAAGGAAGUUGCACGGAAUUUGCAUGGUAAUAGUUUGAGGAGCUUGCAUUACUUGAGCAUGUCGUCGAUGAAUAUGCAUACAUCUAAUUUUGUGAGACAAAGCAACAACAUUAGUCCUCCACCUGAAGCUCCUCUUCCUUCUGGCUCUCCUUCUGGUUCUUUAAGAAAUUGGAUUGUGGGAAUGGUAUUGACAUUCAUUUUACCCUUUUUCACCCAUAAAUGGGGCUCAUUGCUUCUACUCAAAAAUAAAGUCGAUAAGAACAUAGAAACAACAGAGCAUGUAGUAAAAGAUAUAGAAAGUGUUGCGGAAAGAGUUGAUAAAGUGCUUGAUAGCAUUACCGAUGAUCUUCCAAAUGAUAGCAAACUCAAGAAAGCUUUGGUAGCUCUCGACGAAAUAGUUGAAGGGGUUGCUAAAGGUGCUCAUGUAGCGGAUGAUAUCAUCAUUAAGGUGGAAGAAGCUAAAGGUAAGAUAGAGUCGUUGAUUGAGAAGGAAAAUUCGAAGAGGGUUGAGAUUCAUCAAGUAGAUGAAGACAAAGAGGACCAAGAAAUUACUACGCAAGAAGAAAAUGACGAAGAAGAUAAACAAGAUUAAA